Messenger RNA from Pimephales promelas (fathead minnow), 5619 nucleotides. It is a transcript of the gene ubtd1b, whose product is annotated as ubiquitin domain containing 1b. Gene Ontology annotation, molecular function: protein binding. The record is from RefSeq and is a predicted model, not a curated record. NCBI's taxonomy places the organism in Eukaryota, Metazoa, Chordata, Actinopteri, Cypriniformes, Leuciscidae.
AGUAACGUGAACUAGUAGGAAACAUCACUCAGUCAGUGUGAGGAGGAAAGGUGCGAGAGAUAAAGAACUCAGGCAGGUUUGCGACGCAUAAAUGUUUUAAUAUACCAUACCGCGAGCACGAAAUAGUCAAUAAAGCUCAAAUACUAGCUUUAUUUUGUUUUGUUUCAAUUUAGACCGGACUUUAUGAGUUCAGGCAAAAAGCUCGUGCUCUGGCUGCUAAGUUAGCUGCUGUAAGUUAGCUCGUGGGAUAAAGCCAGAAAUAACUAAACGCAAGUCUCGUGCCAGAUAACCGUUAUUAGAUCAUCGCGAGACCCUCAGUCUGGAGUUUUGUUUUGUUUUGUUUUCGUUGCUUGGAUGGACUUCCCUUUGAUGUACGUACGUACUGUUGACACACCACCCAUAGUAUAACUAGUUUAUCUUGAGUUUUAGUAGUGGUUUACGUUUGGCAAUUCAAAUGAUGAUAAAGCAGGAGUGUGUAUAGGUGCUGUCUUGAGAUGUGGCCUGCGUUUGUUUGACGAUCAUGGGAGGAUGCGUGGGGCGCGAGCGCGCGGAGUCACGCGGAGCGAGGACGCAGAGGAAACGUGGAGGUCGCAACGAGCCCCUGAAGAAAGACAAGCUGAAGUGGAAGAGCGAUUACCCAAUGACGGAGGGGCAGCUGCGCAGUAAGAGAGAUGAGUUCUGGGACACGGCUCCGGCGUUUGAGGGCCGCAAGGAGAUCUGGGACGCCCUAAAAGCUGCCGCUGUGGCCCUGGAGUGUAGCGAUCACGAGCUGGCUCAGGCUAUAGUGGACGGAGCCAACAUUACGUUACCACAUGGAUCCCUGACCGAGUGUUACGAUGAACUCGGAAACCGUUACCAGCUCCCGGUUUAUUGCCUGGCCCCGCCUGUCAAUCUGAUAUCAGAAAGAAGCGAUGAAGACCUGUCGGAUAACCCUGAGCCCCAGACGGCACAGAAGAAAGAGUUCCAGCUGAAGGUUCGGCUCUCCACCGGCAAAGACCUGCGCCUGAACGCCAGCAUGACGGACUCCAUCGGCCAGCUAAAGAAGCAACUGCAAGCUCAGGAGGACAUUGACCUGGCCCACCAGCGCUGGUUCUUCUCCGGAAAACUCCUGACAGACAAGACCCGCCUGCAGGACACCAAGAUCCAGAAGGACUUUGUUAUCCAGGUCAUCGUGAACCAACUGACACCAAACCAAUGAAACAAAGAGAUUAACGACCAACCGUAAAAUACGUUUUACGAGCAACUUGAUUUUGUGGGUCGAGUCGUCUGGAGAAACGAAUAAACUAUUAUAAACGGAUUAUGAAUUAUUGUUUGGAAAUAAACCAACCGAACGGAUCGCAUCUCUGCUAACUUCAGCAGAAGUGCCAAACUGAAUUUAAUUGCGAGACUAUGCAUAUGCUGAAAAGUACCAACAUGAUCCUCUGAAAGUGAGAAGAUAAUCGAACUUGAGCUUCAUUUUGCACACUUUGAGUAUCUUAGACUAGUUGUGCCUUGAAAGAAGAGUUAUUUUGCUUACGAGGCAUGUUUCAGUGCACACACACACAUGCUUUGUAUUUUCUGACGUCUUUGAGCACAACCCAGUACUUUCUAUGCAAUCUUAAAACAGUUUCAGACUGAUAUCAUUAUAUAGCUAAUCCACAUUUCGGACACGUUUGCUAGGGGCCAGUGACGCUCAAAAGGCUCACUGUGUAAAUCUAGAGCACAAAGACACGUGCUAUACAUCUUCAUCUCCUGGCACUGCACAGUCUCCGUGCCCUGUAGAGGAGAGGAACUCGCAAACGGGAAAAUCGGACACACCAUCACUUUAAUGGCUGUCUGACUUCCUCUUUUAUAGAGAUGUUAUGCUGUAAGCGCUCAGGCUGCAAUCAGAGAAUAUUGCUACUAUUUUGAGAGAUUAUAUUAUAUACUAUUUCAAUCUUUACCUUGCUUUUUUUACUUGCUUUUUACUGAUUCUUAACGCUUUAUCAAGCAUUGCUUUAAGAUUUCAAGCCUGCUUAAUGCUCACAUUCAUUCAUUUAGGUUUCAAAACGUUUACUAAAGGUCUUCUGCUCCUGGUUAUUUCCCAUGUGACACUGCGUGCCCCACACCGGUUAGAAACAGCUCAUUACCUCAGCGGCAACUGUUCCUCAUUAGCACUGGUGUGUUCGUUAUAUGUCUCUCUUCUGCUCAUGAGUCUUCUGUUGUUUUGUUGGUGUACAAUAACCUUCAUGCUUGAGUUAAAUCACAUUAAGUUACGUUUUUUUUCCCUCUCCAAAUUGCGGCAUUUUGCGUUCGAGGAAUAUUCCAGGUUAACUACUAGUUAUGCUUUUACUGUAUAGUAAACUAUCACUUGCAAUGCAAGUCUAUGUGGCGUUUUCUUUGGUGAUCGACAAUAUGCAGUAGCUUAAAGGGUGUGUAUAUGUGUGUAUUCUGUCAUUUACUCACUCUUAUGUUCUACACCCGUAUGACUGACUGACUUCUGUGACACAAAGAAGAUCUUUUGAAAAUGUUGGUCACACAAGCCAUAAUUAUGACAAAAAGAAGAGAAUUCAGGCAAAAAGUUUGACGUAUGGCAUCUCAAUUUUGACUUAAUAUGCUAUAAUUUUCAUCUCAUAAUUGUCCAAAUUGAGUCACAAGUUGACAUUUGUCCGAAUUUUACAUUUUGACUGAUAAUCUAGCUUUUUUAUCUCAAUUACGACAUGAAACAACUCACUUACGACAUCUAAAUUUUGACUUAGUAUCUCAUACAUUUUUGUCAGAUUUCUCGAUUUGGAUUGAUAAUUUAGCUUUUUAUAUCAGUUAUGACAUGUGAAACAUAUCUUAAUUAUUUGAAUUAUCUAAAUUUUGACUUGAAUUUUUACUAUCUCAUAAUUGUCAAAAUUGAGUCACUGUCAGAAAUUUUAAAUCUAGCUUUUAUAUCUCAAUUAUAACUUGAAACAACUCAAUUAUUUCACUUAUGACAUACAUUUUGACUUAGUAUGCCUUUGAGGUAUGGCAUCUCAAUUUUGACUUAAUAUGCUAUAAUUUUUAUUAUCUCAUAAUUGUAAAAAUUGAGACACAAGUUGACAUUUGUCUAAAUUUUGACUGAGAAUCUAGCUUUAUCUCAAUUAUGACAUGAAACAACUCAAUUAUGUCACUUAUGGCAUCUAAAUUUUGACUUAGUAUGCCAUAAUUUUUUAUCUCAUAAUUGUCCAAAUUUGACAUUUUUGUCAGAAUUCUCGAUUUGGAUUGAGUAUUUAGCUUUUUAUAUCAGUUAUGACAUUUCUCAAUUAUUUGAAUUAUCUAAAUUUUGACUUUUAUUUUUACUAUCUCAUAAUUGUCAAAAUUGAGUCACUGUCAGAAAUUUUAAAUUUUGACUGAUAAUCUAGCUUUUUUAUCCCAAUUAUAACAUGAAACAACUCAAUUAUUUCACUUAUGACAAAAAUUUUGACUUAGUAUGCCUUUGAGGUAUGGCAUCUCAAUUUUGACUUAAUAUGCUAUAAUUUUUAUUAUCUCAUAAUUGUAAAAAUUCAGUCACAAGUUAACAUUUGUCUGAAUUUUAAAUUUUGACUAAGAAUCUAGCUUUUUUAUCUCAAUUAUGACAUGAAACAACUCAAUUAUUUCAUUUAUGGCAUCUAAAUUUUGACUUAGUAUGCCAUAAUUUUUUACUAUCUCAUAAUUGUCCAAAUGUGACUUUUUGUUAAAAUUCUCGAUUUGGAUUGAUAAUUUAGCUUUUUAUCUUGGUUAUGACAUGUGAAACAUAUCUCAAUUAUUUGACUCAUCUAAAUUUUGACUUUGUAUUCCAUAAUUGACUUUGUAAUCUCAUAAUUGUCAAAAUUAAGUCAUAAAUUGACAUUUUUGCUAGAUCUCUUAAUUUCGACUGAUAACUUCGCUUUUUAUCUCAACUAUGACGUGAAAAACAUAACCUCUAAAUUAUUUGAAUUAUGACCUCUCCAAUCUGACUUAAUAUGCUAUAAUUUUUACUAUCUCAUAAUUGUCCAAAUUGAGUCAUACGUUGACUUUUUUUCAGAAUUCUCAAUUUUGACUGAUAAAUUAGAUUAUAUCAAUUAUCACAUGUGAAACAACAACUCAAUUAUUUGACUUGUAACAUCUCAAUUUUGACUUUUUUUUCAUAAUUUAACCUUUGUCAUAAUUAACUUUUGAUCAUAAAUUAUAUUUAUAAAAAAAAAAAAAUUCCAUAAAAUGAAAGUCCGUGGGUUCCCGUGUUUUUUGGACCCCAUUGACUGUCAUUAAAUGAACAAAAAACAUUGUUUAUAUAUUUUAUCUGUUGCUUAUAUCUAGUCACAGGUUUGGAACACAAGGGUGAGUAAAAUAUGACGCACUUCAUUUUUUGGUAAACCAAGCUCGAAUAUUCCCAGAAGUCCUUCGCAUCGUAACGCACACACACACCCUGUGGGAACAACGAGGUAUCAAAACCCUCCGAUCAUCAUUCAGGACGAAGAGUCACUCGGUACCUCAUAAUUUGUGCGUCGUUGAUUUACACGCUCUGAUAAGAAAGAAAGUGAUGUUGUGUACUCCACCCCUAGUGUUUUCCCAGGCUCGGAGCUGUGUGACCUCUGAAGGAAAGAGGUCAUUCCUCCUGGCCUUCGUCAGCACAAUCUGAAACCCUUAUGCUGUGACAACAUGUGCUGAUGCUGCUAAUGAUAUUUAUUCUCUCAUUGGCAUUCAUUUCGGGAAAACUGCUCUACUUUAGCUAGUAAUAUUCACAACAUUUAAUGGAAAUAGGCAAAGUAAGAAUAUAAUUAAAAUGGUCGACAGUACUGGUUUAAGUUUGUAUGUUGUGUUCUGAUUAUGAUAAGGGUAAUUUUUAUUAAGAGGGACAUUGCUGUUAUUUUUUUCUAGGCGACACAAUUCUGCAUUCAUACAGGCAAUGUUUCAGUAGUUGUUUUCUUCAUAUUGUUUGUUUUCUGUUUUAGUGGAUGUAUAACGUGUCUCAUGACGUGAGGUUUCCAGAUUUGACUGAGGAAGCCGUUAUGAGCCAUACUGUACAUGUGGAUCGCUCUCGCCACACUGUGUUGGACGUUUGUCUUUCAAACCGCAGAUUUCAAGAAGCCAUUACGCUUUACUCCAGCUUGCUGUGGGUAUGGGAGCCUGUUUCUGCCACAUAAGUCAACUUUAUGAAUAUGAAAUCAGUCGAAAUUGAGAUUCGAACAUAAUUUGGAGAUACAACGUCAUUAAGAAAAUUGUCGUGAGUAGCUCAAAAUGUAAACUUUUUCAUAAUUUUGCUUUUUAUCUCAUAAUUACUACUUUUAUGGAUUUAACCGUUAUCUCAUAUAUGUUCUUUGUCAGUUUUGACUUUUCUUCGUAAUUAUGAAGUAUCUCAUAACUGACGGAUUAUCUCAUAAUUAGGAGAUUUUAAUGUGACUAUCUCAUAAUUAUGAUUUGUAUUCUCUUAUGUGGCUGAAACAUGCUUGCACAUGUCCCACUUAUGUAAUACACGAACUUUCAUAAACCUUUAAAAAAGGAAUUCAUGUGAAUUUCAUCAUAGAUUAAUAUCUGUAUAUUAAGAGAUACAAUGUGUGAAAUGCUUCUACUUAAAUGUGCUUACGGCCUGUUUCACAAAAGUUAUGUAUAAUUUACAUGGUAAUCUGUUUUUCAGAUGUUUUAAUUGUCGAUUAAAACGACAGCUGUGAAAGCAAA